This is a messenger RNA of Clarias gariepinus (North African catfish), 952 nucleotides long. Its product is annotated as golgin subfamily A member 6-like protein 7. The record is from RefSeq and is a predicted model, not a curated record. Lineage: Eukaryota; Metazoa; Chordata; Actinopteri; Siluriformes; Clariidae. The coding region runs from base 25 to 504 and encodes 159 amino acids. The transcript has 8 exons.
GUGAACACGAGCAAGGACUAUGUGAUGAAGCUGGAGAACAGGGUGAUGGCGCUGGAGAAUCUGCUCUGUGAGAUUCGCAUGAAGUGUGAUCAAGAGCAUUGGGGUUAUGACCCUCUAAAGAAGAAGUAUGAGGAUGUGCUAAAGCAGAAAGAGGAGUUACAAUUGGAGCUUGAGCAGGAGCGACAGGCUCACAGCACCCUGCAUGAGAAAUAUGAUCACAUGAUAAAGCAGAAGGAAGAUUUACAAAGUGAGUGUAAGCAAGGACGACAAGCUCACAAUAUCCUAAAGGAGAUGUACGAGGAUGUGAUAAAGCAGAAUGAGGAGUUACAAAAAGGUUCCGAGUUGAUAUUCCAGACAGAAAGAGCGAACAAUCUGGAGAAAAUCCUGUAUUCUGUGAUCAGAGAGUCUGAGCGAAAAAGCGAGGAACUUGAGAAAGAGCGACGGGCUUAUAAAAUCUUUAAGGAGAAGUAUGAGAAGGAUAAAGAUUUAUUAAAAGGACAUUAGCUGCUGUUCCAAAAGGAUAGAGUGAACGGUCCGGAGAGAGGACUUUUUGCAGAUCAUUUUGCAGAGUCUGAGCAAAAAAGGGAAAUUUCUGGAGUAGGAAACGUCCGCAUAUACGAGGGCAUGGACACUGGGACCACAGGAAAUGACUAUGCCUAUGAUGUAAUAGCCAGAACCCAGUGCUUCAAACACCACGGCUACUGAGCACCAUUUUUCAAAAGUUGGACUGAGUAUUUUGAAAUGUCUCUAGGUGUGAAUGAGCAAAUGGGUUUGGAUGUGCAUGUUAAUUAUACAGUUAAAUUGUAGAAAUGAAGAGGUGUUGGUAUUAAGAAUAUGCAAUUCAAUUAGUUAAAACAUCAUCUUGUCAAAUGUAUACCUUUUGAUAGGUAUACUGUAGGACAUAAGAUAUCUUUAUGGGAGUUCUACUAACAAUAAAUCAAAUAAAAUGUAG